This is a messenger RNA of Brassica rapa (field mustard), 2540 nucleotides long. Its product is annotated as ankyrin repeat and SAM domain-containing protein 6. Gene Ontology annotation, molecular function: protein binding. NCBI's taxonomy places the organism in Eukaryota, Viridiplantae, Streptophyta, Magnoliopsida, Brassicales, Brassicaceae. The record is from RefSeq and is a predicted model, not a curated record.
AUAUUUAUUAGAAUCUUAAAUUUCACAUUCCAAAAACCCUACCUCACCCCUCAACUCUAAACCCUAAGGGUAUAAUUGUCUUUUACCUUUCAUUAAUAGUUAUGGUAAAAGUGGUUAUUGUAAACAUGAAAAGUGGUACUAUGAAUGUGCUAUUUGCAGCAAUUUUCCAUUUUAAAAUUCCUUUGUACACUAUAUUCAUUAUUAAUAAAUAAUAUAUAAAUCUUAGAGAUCACUUGAUAUUCUCUUUCAAUUAUAUAGAAUUACUAAUUUUACUUAAUAUUUAAUUAUGUAUUUUCUGUUUUUUUAAGAUAACAACACAAUAUAUAUAUGAAUUAUCUUUUUAUUUUAAAUAUAUUUUUAAAUUAUUGAUAAUUUUUAUUUUAUUAAUUGUAAGCACUCAUCUAAUCAAAUAAACAUUAAAUUCAUUUUUUAUUUUAUCUAAUUUAUUUAAUUUAUUCAUUAAGCGUAUAAACGAUAUUAAUCGUGCUAACUUUUAACGUGAGAGCUUCGUUCCGAAAAUUUACUUCACAAAUAACAGUAUAGAUGAAGUAAUGAACAUUGUUGCUUUAAAUUUGGAGAAAUGAUGUUCAGGUCUUAAUUUUUUAAGAUGAACUUUGUAAAACGUAAACUGGUACUUAAUCGUUUUUCUUAUUUUUUUCCCAAAAUAAAUUAUAAUGUUAAUAUUAUCCAAUUAAAAGUUUUGACUAUUAUUUUCAUAUAACGUGAUGUUUAUAUCGAAGAGCAUAUGAAUAUUCAUUUUUAGAAAAAGAAUCAAAAAUAAAUAAACUCAUAUCUAAAUUAUAAACACUUUUGUUAAUCAAGUAUUGAAAAACUAUAUAUAUAGUGAUUUUCAAAAAUUAUGAUGUUUUGUGUUUGUUUAUUCAUGUUAUGUAAUAAAUUUAUAAUGUGGGAAUGUUUAAUUUAUAUUAAAUAUUAAUUAUGUUGGAUUAUUGUUAAAAAAUAGUUAUGUAAAAUUAGUAAAUAUGACAAAAUUAAAGUUAUUAAUAAUUGAUGAUAAAGUAGAAAUAGAAUAUACUUGGAAUAGUCCUUUUAUCAGAAAUAAAUUAAGUUGUGAUACACUAUACCUUUGCAUCAAAAGUGUGAUAUGCUAAAAAAAAAUUAAAUGGGAUAUUCACAAUUAACCCCGAGAAAAACAAGAAAGUUGAUUGUAGAAAAAAAAUCUAAGGUGCCAAUAAAUCUUAUUUAUGUCAUUAUAAGCAAUGAUUAUUGAAGAUAAAUGUACGCUUUGAGUGGGCUGUAUAGAAGUAGGACAGUAAACCAUUAGUACAAAACAGUAUCUUCCCAAACACGUGUCCACUAUUGAACACAUUUUUUCAUCUCUCUCUCUAUCUCUCACUCACUCACUUCGUCGUUUCUUUUCACGAUUCUCUUUGUUUUUUCACAUCUAAUUUCUCCAGAUAAACCCUAAUAAUAAUAAAAAAAGAGUAACAAAAUCCUCUUCGUCAUCUUCGCCAAUCUCUGAAAUUAGCGCAUGUUAGUGGGAGGGCAUGGUUCCGCAGUGAGAAACUGACAAGACAAAACUUCAAUUCUCUCUCUCUCCAUCUCUGUCUCGCUGAGCCAUGGCCGAGUUGCAGCGCUUAGUGGAAGGUCACCAGACUAACGGCGGUUUAGGCUUCAUCCCCUCAGCCGAAGCACCGGAAACAUCCGCCGGAUCGAAACGACUGAGAAGACCGAGCGUUCGGUUGGGAGACAUCGGCGGCGGCGACCAGUACCAGCAAGCACCGUACGAUUCGCACGUGCGGCAGCGUCCGAGAUGGAGUAACGGAAAGGAGCCGAAUCAGAGCGGGAAGCCUCCGUCGAGGACUCGAACCCUAACGAACCUGAGCUCCGGGUACGCCCUAGACGAAGAUCCGAUUCCCAUCGGGGCUUUGCGGGUCAACAAGUGGGUCAAAACUUCGAGCGGAGAGAAGCGAGGAGUCAGGUCGAGUUGGGCGGCGAAAGAAGAUGAAGAAGAGUUGGAGGAAGGGUUUCGCGAUUUCAGCAGAGAGGAUUCGGGGAGUCCGGAGGAGGAGGAGGAGGAGGAGGAGAAUCGGAGGAAGGAGAGACAAGGGUUUGAGAGUAGGACAAGGUACGAGAUGAUGUCGGGAGUGAAGAUUUGGCUGCGGGGGUUGGGGUUAGGGAGGUAUUGGCCAAUGUUUGAGAUGCAUGAGGUUGAUGAAGAGGUGUUGCCUUUGUUGACGUUGGAGGAUCUCAAGGACAUGGGGAUCAAUGUCGUUGGGUCGAGAAGGAAGAUGUUUUGUGCUAUUCAGAAGCUUGGGAGAGAGUUUUCUUGAAAGUCUUUUGUUUUUGUGACAGCCAUUGCAAUGUCUGAAGCUCUUUUUUCUUUUUCUUUCAGUAGUGUUUGUAGUUGUAGUAUUAGAGGAUGAAAAGGAAGAAGAAGAAGCAGGUUUUGCUUAUUGGUGAUUGUAUUUGACCUUCUUUUUGUUGGUGUCUUAUGGUUUAGAUAUUGACCAUAACAAUUAUGAAAUUUCUAACAUGCAAAGAGUUUUUGUUUUGGAGAAAUAAAAGCUCUUUUAACA